Messenger RNA from Malaya genurostris, 1677 nucleotides. RefSeq lists its product as uncharacterized. Bases 137 to 1327 code for a protein of 396 amino acids. The transcript has 2 exons. Lineage: Eukaryota; Metazoa; Arthropoda; Insecta; Diptera; Culicidae. The record is from RefSeq and is a predicted model, not a curated record.
CGUCACCCGCCCGACGCCCGAUUGUGGUUGACGAACCAAAAACGUAAAAUAAGCGCUGUAAUUUGGCAUUUUUUUGUGAAAAAGACUUAUAUUUACUACGUAGUAUUCUUGCAAAAGUUUAACAAAACAAUUAUAAAUGAGCAUGAUGGAUGAUCCUGAGCACGUUUUGGAUUGCCAAUCGAACGACGACGAAAGUAUACUGGAAUCAAACGUAGAAACUCUAUUGGAUGAGUCAGUUAGUGACGAUAUGCCUAUAGAGCAGGACGUGGCUGCUGUUCCGCAUGAGGAUGUUGUAGUAGAUGAGACCAUAGGUCCAGAAGAGGCAACCAAAUCAAAUCGGUUUGCAGUACAUAAAUUGCUCUACCGUGGACAGACUCAUGGACCAGAAGUGUGUAGCUGGACUAUUCGUAGCGACACACCGGCUCAGUUUCUGCAAUAUCUAUUUGAGCUAAUACAACCUCAUAUCAGAAGGGCUAUUGAAUUUCAAUCACCAAAUGAGCCUGUGUGGUCGCAAAAGAUGACACCCACUAAAGAAGACCUGCCGAUAUACGUCGCAUUCAAGGAUCAUAUUUCGAAGAGGACGUAUCAGGUGAAGGAUGUCGAGGAAUUUCGAUUGCAGGGAUGGGCCCACAAAACCAUAACGCUCCAGCUUUACAUAUACUCCAACCACGUUAUUUCACGACCCGCAUACGAGAUAGCUAAGCAACAGCUACUUAUAAGUCCGUUAGAAGAAACUAUUCCUUCAAAAAAAGUCGUCAGAGAAAUAAGCACCGAACAGAAACUGCCAAGUCUGACGAAGCGGUUAGAAAAAAUACACCUCCACCGGUUGGUACCGAAUACAGUCGACGCAUUUGGAAAAUGGGCACGAUUUAUUCUACAGGCACCCAUCCGGCAGCAAAGUGAACUUUGCUACGCGCCACCGCCAGAUCAUUUGCUCCAAUACUUCGCCGAACGACAAAACCAGACCUAUCAAGCAUUAAAAGGGUCAACGCAACGGAAGCGCACUUCCGAUGGGCUUGGGUUUGAGGACGAAGUGUACGCUCUUAGGCAGACUGUGACUCAAAUCAAAGACUUGGUGGAAACGUUAGAUCGUCGGGUGGGGCUGCUCGAGAAAAGGUGUCACGAGUUUCGGAGAAUAAUGCAAGAAAAACCAUGUCCCUCGAAAAGGCCCAAAUGGCCUGACGGGAAUGAAGCGAACAGCAGUGACGACGAGCCUGUGAUUGAUGAAUCACUUGGUUCGUUUGAAGGACACAAUGUCAAAACUGAUCCGCUGUUAUCUAAUGGCAGGUAUAAAAUCAAGCAGGAGCGGUUUAAUCGUGACGCUUAGUCAACUAUGUUGUGAUAUUCGUAAUUAUUUAUUAAUAAAAAGGUAUAAGUGAGACAUUUUCUUGCUUCAAUUGACAUGUAUUCGUUGUGCAGCCGACUCAAAGAUAUUGACAACCACAGGCAAUAUUGUUACAAAACUACUGACAUGAGGAUGAAAUUUGAAACCACAUACAAACUUGAUUUAAGUUAACCUCUGAAUCCUACCAUAAAAACUAAAAAUUUCCCACAUUUGAAAACAGCUCCCAACCUCUUCGAAUUUGAUAUUGACUCUUAUGUUUUCCCCAUAAAUAUCAAACAAGUACACCACCGAAUGUUACUGGAUCAUUGAUGAUCAAUUUUUUUAACUAAAGG